Closterium sp. NIES-67 is the source of this 1971-nucleotide messenger RNA. NCBI's taxonomy places the organism in Eukaryota, Viridiplantae, Streptophyta, Zygnematophyceae, Desmidiales, Closteriaceae. The record is from the annotation of a GenBank genome assembly.
UAGCACCUCACCUCGUCGCGCCGAAACUGCGAGUUGUAGCAGGAGAGAACGCCGCAGAAAGUGAAACUCUUGCAGGCUUAGCUGAUGGGACUCCGUUCCUGCCCGGCAUUACCCUCAUUCCGAAGCGUUGCCGCAUCCCUCGCAUCUCGGCCGUACCUCGCAUCCUCGUUCGCACUGCUGUACCUAGCGUCGUGUGCCAACGCACCGCCGAUCCACGCGACUGCCCUCGUAGACUUCCACCCUAACCGGCAGUCGGGAGAAACUGCUAAGAGUAUUUGUCAGCGCAGGAGCUUAAAAGCCAUGCCGUCGUAUUUCAUUACGAUGGGCGGCACGUUGUGUACCCGUGUAACGUCGUUACCAUCAACGGACGUGAUCAAGCCUCACCAUCUCACUAAUGUCUCGUCCAACGGCAGCAACCCGCAGCCGCCAUUACCGCCUUUUGGCCCCUCUCGAAUGCCCACUUCUGGUUCCUCUCGCCUUAGCUUAAAUCCAUCUUCCUGGCAACGAUCGGUCAGCAGCAUCAGCCGGCAAAACUACCCAGCGAAUGUAGCUAAGAAGUUACCACGGAUUCCCAGAGCAUGCAGCGGAGAAGGGCAAGAGGGUAGCGGACAAAAAGCUGGUGCAACUUCAGUCUCUUCCGAUUCUGAGUCUUUGCCGCCCAACCCUUCACCUUCCAGCACCUCACCAUUGGACACGUCACCAUCUGAUCCCUUGUCCGUGUGCGUCAUGCGUACUGCCAUCCUGACAUGCCCUGGACACGUGGCUGACGCAUUAAUGGACGCUCUCUUAUCGCUAGGAGCCAGUACGUGCUCAAUAGAGGAUGCCAAUACGGGCACAGAGGCCGAACAGGAGAUCUAUUCGUCCGGCCCCAUUCCCUGGGACCCAAGUGGCCCCCGCAGCCUCUGGAACCAGGUAAAGGACUCGACUCAGGGCGUUCUUUCCAGCCAAUCAGAGCGAGGGGGACAUCCGCAGCACUGUUGCGCGGGCGGCAGCUGCAGUGCAGUGGGGGGGGGAAGGGUGGGGGGAGGAGGCAGAUGGGGAGGCAGGAGGAGAAGAGGAGGGGGGGGGGGAGGAGAAGAGGUGGUGUCACUCCUGGGAGUGGAGGAGGUGGUGGAGAGGGACUGGGUGCAGCAAGUGCAGGACUCGUUUCAUCCCAUACGCGUGGACGAGGGGCUUUGGAUCGUGCCCUCGUGGGCCACACUGCCGGAUGAGCCUAUACAAAACAAUUCACUGGCGAUUACUCUUGAGCCUGGUCUCGCCUUCGGUACAGGGGACCACCCCACCACCCGCCUCUGCUUGCGCUGGCUGCGGUCGGUCGUGACACCUGGCAGCACGCUAUUGGACUACGGCGCGGGGUCUGGCAUCCUUGCGAUUGCAGGAAUCAAGUUGGGAGCAGCAGCAGCUGUGGGCGUGGACAUAGACGAGCUGUCAGUGGCAGCAGCAGCGCACAAUGCCUCCCUCAACAGCAUCCCCCCUUCGCAAUUCACCGUCCUUCUCACACAUCCGGAUGGCCCAGACCCCCUAAACGAGUUUGACAACAGUGAAGCAAGAGAGACCAAUGCUACUGAAUCUAAGCUCGCUGACGGUGUAACGGUGCCAGCCCUGCCCGCUGAGCUGACGGCAUUUGAUUCAUCGGCACCACUUGUGCAGUUUGAUGUCGUGGCUGCCAACAUUCUCGUGAACCCUCUUAUCCUAUUGGCUGAGCGGAUUUCGUCCCGAACCAAGCCUGGGGGUAGGCUUGGGCUGUCAGGCAUCUUGACCAAUCAGGUGGACUCAGUAGUUACAGCAUAUGUUCCUUAUGCAACAGUGAUUUCUGUUGAAGAGGAGGAUGGGUGGGCUCUCGUUUACUUGCAAAGAAACCAUUGAUUUUUCAAGAUUCAUUUGCUCUCUGAAAGUGCUCCUAAGUGGCCAUGCUGCACAAAUGUAUUCUCUGGUUUUGAAUCUCCUUGUUCCGUUCAAGAGUUUGUACUU